AUGGCUCUGCUGCGCAAUGAGACGUCGUCUCCGGCCCUGAUCCCAGACUCUGAUCCUUCCAAUGGCUUUCUGUAUUUGCCACCAACCUUCCUGGAUGCCCUGAUACCAGGAUACUCGGUGCUUGCUGAGGCCGUGCACAAGUUUGCCGGGAUCGACAUCUCCUUCUACGUGUCGCUCUGCGCCUUUGUCUUUGUGCUUCAUGCAGCAUGGAAUUUCACCGUCGCUCCACUGCGCGACACUCUGAUCAAGAAAUUUUCUUCCACGGUGGUCAUCGACGAAUACGAUGAAAUCUUCGAUUUUGUGCUUAGCUGGAUCCGGGCUCACAAACUAAUGCAAGAUCUGCUGUCUUUACGAGCAGAGAGCCAGGGCCGGAGCUAUGAUUACAAUGACGACCACGACAACAUGAUGGGCCGUGACCUGUCCGACGGCACCAUCUUCAACUUCAACGAUUGGGCUGCACGCGCUCCACCCAAGUACGAGCCUCACUUGUCUUCUGGGUUCUUCUACCACAAGGGCCGCUUCUUCCGCAUCAUUCGUGACCAGGAAAAGGUGCAGGACGGCCACUUCUCCGUCAUGCGCGAUAGAGAGAAGCUACUGAUUACGGUUCUCUGGCGAUCCACUCGACCCAUCAAGGCGCUGAUCGAAGAGGCCCGCGAGUUCUACCUCGGCAAGCGAACAUCCCACACCAGAAUCUACCGGCCUGUGGCUAAGGAAGAGAGGAGUCAUAAUAACGAAUGGCAUAUCGUUGCUGUGCGGCCGAGCAGGCCGAUCGCCACAGUCGUCCUUGAUGAUUUACCCAAAGCCGAGAUUCUUAUAGAUUUGAACGAAUUCUUGCAUCCCAAAACGGCGAGAUGGUAUUCAAACCGCGGUAUUCCAUACCGAAGAGGCUACCUGUUCCAUGGGCCACCAGGUACCGGCAAAUCGAGCAUGAGCUUCUCCCUCGCCGGACUCUUUGGCUUGAAUAUAUACUGCUUGUCUCUCAGCGAGAUCACCUUGACCGAGGAAAGCCUCAUCGUGCUCUUCAACACUCUUCCACGGCGCUGCAUCGUCUUGCUGGAAGACAUUGAUUCGGCAGGCAUCUCUCGACCAAAGCCAGCAAGUAAGGAGGGUAAGGGUGAGAGGAGUACGGAGAGGAAGAAGAAGAAGAAGCAGACAAAACAAGACACGUCAGAGGACGACGUGAUGGUGCCCGGCCUCCCGAAGAAGCUGACAAACGCCAUCAGUAUUUCCGGUCUACUGAACGCGAUCGACGGCGUUGCCUCUCAAGAAGGCCGUAUCCUCAUCAUGACUACCAACUAUCCGGAAAAGCUCGAUGAGGCUCUUGUCAGGCCAGGUAGGGUGGACAUGAAGAUCAAGUUCGAUCUGGCUAGCACCCAACAAAUCAAAGAGCUGUUCCUUCGUAUGUACUCGGCAGAUUCAGUCGAGCAUGCAAGACAAGCGACCAAGAUAAGCCAGGUAAUGCCACACAUGGAUAUGAGGAGCCUCAUGGAGGCCAACGGCGAUCUUGCCCCGGGCUCUGAUGAGCAGGCUAAAACUAACCGUGCCGAUGAUGGCACUACGCCUGCAGAAAAGGAUUCUAUCACGAACUCUCCGAAUGCUUCCGCGCCUCUUACCAUCGACGCCGACUUGGAGAAACUAGCAAACCAAUUUUCCGAUGUCCUCCCUGGUGGAACUUUCUCGCCGGCCGAGGUUCAGGGCUAUCUGCUUACCAGAAAGAAGGGACCGAAAAAGGCGGUUGCUGACAUUGUGGCUUGGAGAGACGAGCAGAUCGCUAGGAAGACUAUGAAGGCCCUAGAGAAGAAGCAGACGCCGGAUACGAAAGAUAAGUCUGAAGCACAAAGCACUGCGACCACCUCCGUUAAGCAAACAGAGCCGCCAGCAGACUCCGAGGAGGAUUUUGUUAGAUCGAAAAGUGAGUCCAGCUCGGAUGACUCGGUCAGUGACGGUGACGGCUCUUAG
Molecule: messenger RNA, 1959 nt
Organism: Cyphellophora europaea CBS 101466
Lineage: Eukaryota; Fungi; Ascomycota; Eurotiomycetes; Chaetothyriales; Cyphellophoraceae
Exons: 1
Coding region: 1-1959 (652 amino acids)
Biological process (GO): mitochondrial respiratory chain complex III assembly; protein insertion into mitochondrial inner membrane from matrix
Cellular component (GO): mitochondrial inner membrane
Molecular function (GO): ATP binding; ATP hydrolysis activity
Source: RefSeq, a predicted model, not a curated record